Molecule: messenger RNA, 2559 nt
Organism: Morus notabilis
Lineage: Eukaryota; Viridiplantae; Streptophyta; Magnoliopsida; Rosales; Moraceae
Product: protein MICRORCHIDIA 6
Exons: 21
Coding region: 281-2437 (718 amino acids)
Cellular component (GO): nucleus
Molecular function (GO): ATP hydrolysis activity
Source: RefSeq, a predicted model, not a curated record
CUCUCUCUCCUUUUGAAGCCUUGAUUAAGGUUUUAGCAAAGUCCAAAGGGAAAAGGGUGAGAAAAUUGAUGAGAGAGAAAAAAAAAAAAAAAAAAGUAAAAAAGUUCUUUGUGGGUUUUUGACUGGUAUUUGUUUGAAGAAUCCAGAAUAUUUGUUGAAAGUCAUAAUCUGGGGUUUUAUGGGAUUUUAGCGUUUUUGGUUUCAAAGUGGGGCUAGAUCUCGUGCAGACAAAGUGCUGAGAAGUUUCCCUGGAAUUGCUCGCAUUUGUAGAGCACUCAGGAUGACCUUAAUAGAUGUUGUGGACCUAUCUAGUGAUGACGAGCUAGAAGAGUUGGAUGUAAAAGCUGUUAAGUUAGAGCCAGAUUCCAUUGGGAGUAUGACUCAACAAAAGGCGAAUAGUAAGGUCCAACUAGCCAAGAAUCAAAUUUCCAAAACUAUAUCUACAAGACAAGAUUAUCAAGAAAAUAGGAGCUUAAAUGCUUCAAGUACCGCACAUAGUAGCUCUUGUGUAUUGGAUCAAGUGCAAUCUACAAUGGAUGACGCGAGCCUUUCUUCAACAUUAUUUGCAUCUCCAGCUCCGCUUUGUCGACACUUUUGGAAAGCUGGGAACUACGAUGAUCGUCUCGUGUCUAAAGUCGCACAUCAAAAUGGCAAAAACUAUCUACAUGUCCACCCCUUGUUCCUUCAUUCCAAUGCUACCUCACAUAAGUGGGCCUUUGGUGCCAUUGCAGAACUGCUUGACAAUGCGGUUGAUGAGAUCCAAAACGGGGCUACUUUUGUCGCUAUUGAUAAAAUCUCAAACCCAAGAGAUGGAAGUUCAGCGUUGUUAAUUAAAGAUGAUGGUGGUGGGAUGAGCCCGGAGGCGAUGCGGCGUUGUAUGAGUUUUGGAUUUACAGAUAAGAAAGCAAAAACAGCUAUUGGACGAUAUGGAAACGGCUUCAAGACUAGUACAAUGAGACUUGGUGCAGAUGUUAUUGUCUUCAGCCGCCACAUUGAUAAUAGGAUAUUCACUCAAAGCAUUGGUCUUCUCUCUUAUACAUUCUUGAGAAAAACAGGCAAAGACAGAAUAGCUGUACCUAUGGUUCAUUAUGAGUUCAAUACAGCGGCUGAGAAGUUGAAUUAUUUGCAAGGCAAGGAACAUUUCAUGUCCAAUCUAGAGACGAUAUUGAAGUGGGCUCCUUUUUCCACAGAAACAGAGCUUUUGCAGCAAUUUGAUGACAUUGGACCUCAUGGCACAAAGGUCGUCAUCUACAACUUAUGGUUUACAGAUGAUGGGAUAGAGGAGUUUGACUUUAAUACUGAUCCUAAGGAUAUUCGUAUUAGUGGGGAUGCUAAAAGUGUUGAUACACUCCCUGCUUGGAAGAAGUUAAAUGAGCAGCAUAUUGGUAACCAGUUCCGUUAUUCUUUGCGUGUUUACUUGUCUAUCUUGUACUUGCGGCUACCAGAGACUUUCAGAAUCAUUCUGCGAGGAGAAGUUGUUAAACAUCACAAUAUUGCUGAUGAUCUCAAAUAUCUAGACUACAUCCUGUAUAAACCUCAAUGUGGGGGAGGUGUCGAGGCUCAAGUUGUUACCACUAUUGGGUAUCUCAAAGAAGCUCCGCAACUCAUUAUCCAUGGCUUCAAUGUGUACCACAAAAAUCGUCUAAUACUACCAUUUUGGCAGGUUGUCAGAUUUAUAGACAAUAAGGGGAGGGGAAUUGUUGGUAUUCUGGAAGCAAAUUUUGUUGAACCAACACAUAACAAACAAGAUUUUGAGAAAACUUCCCUUUUUCAGAAACUUGAAACUCGCUUGAAGGAGAUGACAAUGGAAUAUUUCGAUCACCAUUGCGCUCUAGUUGGGUAUCAGGUAAAGACAAAACCAAAGCGACAAUCGACCUCGCUGGUUUCAAACGGUGAUGCACCUAUCAUAUUAGAUCAUAAUCCAGCUCCUAUUGGUUUUACGGAAGUGGCACUUGGGAGACCGAGAUCUGAACAAUCACUUUCUAACUCCCAAAGCAGAUAUGAACAAGGGUUACAUACGAAGAGGAAGGAACAUGGUAACUUUGACAAUGCUGUGAAGUCUAAAAGACAGGCGGUGCAAGGAGCAAAUGCAUCUGAUCAUGGGCAACUCCUGGCCAGUGAGCCUGUGAAUACUACUGGAUAUCAGCUGGAAAAUCAAGAGGCUGCGAACUUGAUGCAAAUAAACCAACAGCUACGUGCAAAAUGCUUAGAAUAUGAGAAGGGAGAGGAAGAACUCGAGCUCAAGGUGAUACAGCUGAAGGGUGAGAUAGAAGAGGUUGAAAAUGAGUACAAACGGCUGUUGGCUGAAUUAGAAGCAAUGGAAGUGACCAAAACGGAAAAGAACUUCUCAACACCUGGACAAAUUGAAAGCCAAAAAAGCCAAAUGCUUCCGUCUUUUUUGGUCAAGGGCUGGUGUAAAUAUAUGGUGAAUUAUUAAAGCUAAAACAGAUGAGAAGCAUGGGCCUAAAUGCAAUUUUCUCUGUAUACAUGAAGAGCUCACAUUGAUUUCCGGGGCAUUUUUAUUUAUGGAUUUUUUCUUAACUAUUUUGGGUAAUUUUA